This is a messenger RNA of Salpingoeca rosetta, 1867 nucleotides long. RefSeq lists its product as uncharacterized. Lineage: Eukaryota; Choanoflagellata; Craspedida; Salpingoecidae. Gene Ontology annotation, cellular component: mediator complex. Bases 1 to 1263 code for a protein of 420 amino acids. Gene Ontology annotation, molecular function: transcription coactivator activity. The transcript has 3 exons. The record is from RefSeq and is a predicted model, not a curated record. Gene Ontology annotation, biological process: regulation of transcription by RNA polymerase II; signal transduction.
AUGACUUUUGCUGCACCAUCACUAUCACCUGAACACCGCCACUCUCAACGUUGUCGCCUGAGGCUGACCUGGUCGCCAAAGUAUGGCCCUCUCUUGCCCGUACUCGGCCUGCAGGACAAGUACGACGUCUUCAUCAGCUACAGGCAACGCGGCAACCGAGGUUUGGUGAUGACAUUGCACCCAAAGUUGGAGCGCCAUGGCUUGGUGACCUUUGUGGACACCAACAAUUUGGAGACCGGCGUCAACUUCAAGCGUGCAUGCAUGACAGCCCUGCAAAACAGCACUGUCACCUGCCCCGUCGUCUCAGUGGGUGCCAUCCACAAGAUGCGCUCACUUGAUCAUCUUGACACGUGCGAUAACGUGCUGUUGGAGUGGAUGGCGAUGCUUGAGCUGCAGCAGCUGGCUCACGAGCACCCAGACAAGGUCCACCUCCACCGCAUCAUUCCGCUCUUCCUCGGCAGUGGAUGGCACGACAGUAACAGCCACUCCUUGAGUGUGGCGUCGGCGAGCGAGUACGACUCAUUUGACCGCAUGAAGCGGCUGGCAAUGACACUGCCAGAUGUGGUGAACAGAAAGAUCAUAGCAGCGCUGGACCAGUACUUUGCACGGGUGCUGCACCUGCCGCCACCACAGCAGCACAAGACUGUGCGCGAAGUGGUGCUGUCGCUGUUUGACAUGGAUGGGAUCACAUCCUUCCAGUACGAGGUUGACCGAGCAAUGGAUGCGUCAAGAAUCGCAGAGCGUCAGCAGCAGCAGCAACAACAACAGCAACAGCAGCAGCAGCAACAACAACAGCAACAGCAACAGCAUCACAGCAACCAUAACAGCAACAGCAACAGCAGCAACAGCAGCAACAGCAACCAUAACAGCAGCAGCAAUCAUCACAGCAACCAUAACAGCAACAGCAACGGCAACCAUGGCAGUCAACGACGCCAGCCGCAAACCGCACCACCCAUGUCGUCAUCGUCACCGUCCGUUCUGCCUUCCAGCACUUCCACAACGACCACUGUUUCUUCGUUUGAGCCAAAGCUGCAAGCGUGGCUCGACCACCACUCGCUGUUACCGCAGGUUGCACCAGCCCUUGCUGAGCACGACAUUGACACGCUCGAUGACUUGGUUGAGUUGGUUGUUGGCGAGAUGCUGACAGUACAAGUGCUGACGGAUGCUGGCGUGACGAUGGGCAAGGCCAACAAGCUGAUCCGCUUGGCCAAGCAGCACCACCAAGAGCAGCAGCACAGCACCGGAAGCAGCAGUAGCGCAUGACGUGCCUAGGUGCAGAGGUGCCUCUACUCUGGAGCUGGCCGGACUUCCGUUUGCUGUGUGGAUGUCAUUCUAGUCGUGCUCUGCUGUCGUUCUAUCGUCUGAUUCUUGUCGUUUCGAAUCCCCCCCCCCUGCCCCAUUUUGGUUGUUUGCCUCGUAUUUGUAUUCUAUUCACGCCUUAUGUAGUCAAAGCACGCCGUUGUGCAUGUCAUGGUUCUUGUACCGUCCGCCUGUUUGUUUGUUCCAGUGAGUGUAGGAGUGUGCACUCACAGUGUGACAACAGUGCUCAAGUGCUUGCUGCGUUCGUCUUGUUUGCCAGCAGCAUCCAGCCAUGGUUGUAAUUGUCACUUUCUCUCUCUCCAUCACAACAAGAUAUGCCCCCAUAGCUCAGUUUGGUUAGAGCAUGAGACUCUUAAUCUCAGGGUCGCGGGUUCGAGCCCCGCUGGAGGCUCGCGUUUACUUUUUUUUUCAGAGCCACCUUUUUUUCCCUCUCUUGUUCGUGCAAAGCAUUAUUGCUGUGUCCUUGCCCCACACCUGCUGUUCUGGUGUGCUAGCCACUCUCCUAAUCCCCAAGAGGUCCGUGCGACUCCAGCCAUCUCAGUUCAGC